GCUGUCAGCUCCACACAACGGAUUUAAGGCCUUUUUCCGAGAUGCAGGUCCUGCUUCUCAAAGAGCCUAGGGAUGGAGAAUCUGGACCUGAUCCUUAUAUUAAGGAGCUGGCAUCACAUGGACAUAAAGCCACACUUAUUCCUGUUCUGUCUUUUAAAUUUGUCUCAUUGAACACAUUGACAGAUAAGAUUUUCCAACCUGAAAAACAUGGAGGUCUCAUUUUUACCAGUCCAAGAGCAGUGGAGGCUGUGAAGAUGUGCAUAGAGGAAAGAAAGGAAGAAUGGGGCAGCUCUGUGAAAGAUAAGUGGAACACCAAGUCCAUAUAUGUGGUGGGAAAGGCCACCGCUGCAUUAGUCCGAGGUCUGGGUUUGAAUCCUGUGGGUGAAGACACGGGCACCGCAGACGUCCUGUCCCGCGUUAUCAUUGAACGAGAGGACACAAAUAUUCCUCCACUUUUCUUCCCCUGUGGCUCCAUCAAAAGGGAAGUCUUGCCGACAGCUUUGAGGGAAAGCGGAGUGCCCCUAGAGACGCUGACUGUCUAUCAAACAGCUGAACAUCCAGAUCUGGAGAAGAAUCUCAACAACUACUUCACAGAGCAGGGAGUUCCUGCCAGCAUAGCUUUCUUUAGUCCGUCAGGGGUGAAGUUCUGCCUUGAAGUGGUGCGGAAGCUUUCAAGGGAACGGCUGACUCAGAUAAAGUUUGCAGCCAUAGGACCAACUACACGAGAUGCGAUGACAGCAGAAGGUCUGUGUGUCAGCGCUACAGCAGAAAAGCCAACAGCUGAACAUCUGGGAGCAGCCAUCGCCAAAGCCCUGCAGUAACACACGAACUUCAACACAUAAAUGGUGUUAUUUCCACAACCUGUUGCCAGAAUAAUGUUGCCAUUGUACAUUUCUGCAACCACAGAUAGUAUAGAAUAUAGAUUUCAAGAUUCAAAGAUUCAAGAUUGCCAUUUGUGCAUAUACACAUAGGAAUUCUUGUGCGGUCAUUCAGAUAGUCAGGUAAAAAACACCCCACA
Molecule: messenger RNA, 1018 nt
Organism: Sphaeramia orbicularis (orbiculate cardinalfish)
Lineage: Eukaryota; Metazoa; Chordata; Actinopteri; Kurtiformes; Apogonidae
Product: uroporphyrinogen-III synthase-like
Exons: 10
Coding region: 42-821 (259 amino acids)
Biological process (GO): uroporphyrinogen III biosynthetic process
Cellular component (GO): cytosol
Molecular function (GO): uroporphyrinogen-III synthase activity
Source: RefSeq, a predicted model, not a curated record